GCGUCGGGUCCACCGCUCGUGCUGUUUAAUUCAGUCCUCUCAAGUUAUCGGUAGUGAUACCAGUGGCAUUGUCCUUUUUCCAAGAUUCAUCAGCUCUUCCCUCGAAAGGAUUUGAAUUCAAGAAAAAUUCAAAGGAUAUUUUCUUGAGCGUGAAUCUAUUCAUAAUUUUGCAAUUUCUCGGUCUGAUUUUAAAUCCUGGGAAUUUCCUCUUCAUUGCCAGAGCGAAACCACUGCACAUUUCAUAAAUUUUAUUUACAUCAGGAGGAAUUGCUCUGAACAUUUGAUUUUCGAAUUUGUUUACUAUUUUAUUUGCAAAAUGAGCCUUCGCUGGAUUCAGGAGAACCGAGUGGCCCCCACUUGCGACGAAGAAUCUAGUGACAUUGAGAAUAGUGGCACUGAUGACAGUUAUGACACUGAUUUAUCAAUAAAUAACGAUGACAGUUCGGGUAAACGUAGGGAGAAACGUAAUACCACACGUCAUUCUACCACAACGGUCACCUUCGAUGAAAACGGGUUUGUAAUGUUGCGGAAGGUACUGACGCUUCCCGAUGAUCAAAUAGCGUUAUUCAACGUGUCAUCGGUAUCAUUCGGAGUAAUUAGAAUACAAAAUUCAGAAACUGGGCAUUUCUUAGCCUUCAACGAGAAGGGACACCUCUACGGUGAGGUGAAAGAACAUAAAGAUAACACUGAAUGGGAACAAUGGAGUAUCGGUUCGUACGAGGCGUUUAGAUCCCACAAAUUUGCAACGAAGGGAUGGUGGAUUGGGAUAAAGAAGAAUGGGAGGCCAAAGGCAGGACUAAAAACUCAAUGGGGACAAAAAGCUGUACAGUUUCUGGUAAUUGGUCACCAUUGAAGGAUCAUGGAAAUGUUCAUAAUCG
Molecule: messenger RNA, 878 nt
Organism: Fopius arisanus
Lineage: Eukaryota; Metazoa; Arthropoda; Insecta; Hymenoptera; Braconidae
Product: fibroblast growth factor 1
Exons: 4
Coding region: 317-853 (178 amino acids)
Biological process (GO): regulation of cell migration; positive regulation of gene expression; positive regulation of protein phosphorylation
Cellular component (GO): cytoplasm
Molecular function (GO): fibroblast growth factor receptor binding; growth factor activity
Source: RefSeq, a predicted model, not a curated record